Vitis vinifera (wine grape) is the source of this 2937-nucleotide messenger RNA. Its product is annotated as DNA (cytosine-5)-methyltransferase CMT2. Lineage: Eukaryota; Viridiplantae; Streptophyta; Magnoliopsida; Vitales; Vitaceae. Bases 9 to 2687 code for a protein of 892 amino acids. The record is from RefSeq and is a predicted model, not a curated record. Gene Ontology annotation, cellular component: nucleus. The transcript has 21 exons. Gene Ontology annotation, molecular function: chromatin binding; methyltransferase activity.
AUCUCUCCAUGUGUACACUCACUUCAAAAUUACCAAAAACUCCAUCUCUCUCUUCCAACUUGCAAGAAGUUAGGGUUUAUCAUAGCCAACAAAACCUCCACUGUCAUUCAGUGAUGGACUCUCUCAGCUCCCCUGUGAUCUCACCCAGUGGAUCAGAACCCUCCGAUCGGGCAAUGUCGACCGAAAAGCUGCUCCGGAAGUCUCCGAGGCUGUGUAACGUUAACGUCACCCCUGGUGACUGUGGGGGCGAGAGACAGGCCAGUAAGAAGCUGAAGAUUGCGGGUUCGGCAAUGCAGAAUAAGGGGAAGGGGAAAGGGAAAGCGGUGUCAUUUUUGGUGGGAGAUCCGGUGCCCGACGAGGAGGCUCGGCAGAGGUGGCCCUGGAGAUAUGAGGAGAAGGAUCGACAAAGUAAAGGUCAAAGUGUGAAGCCUAAUGAUGACGAAGAAGACGAACUGGUUUUGGAUGUAAAAUGUCAUUAUUCUCAGGCUGAAAUUGAAAAGUGUAUUUUCAACCUUGGAGAUUGUGCAUAUGUAAAGGGUAAGAAAGGAGGACGAAACUAUAUUGGCAGAAUACUGGAGUUUUUCAAAACAAUGGAUGAUGAAGAUUAUUUUAGGGUUCAAUGGUUCUUUCGACCUGAAGAUACAGUGAUGGAAGAAGAAGGAGCAUUUCAUGAGAAGAAGCGUUUGUUCUAUUCUAAUUUAGUGAAUGAUAAUUUAUUAGAUUGCAUAGUUUCAAAAGUCAAUAUCAUACAAAUAACACCUAGUGUCAACUUGAAGUCAAAAUCUAUUCUACCUUGCGACUUUUAUUACGAUAUGAAAUACUUAAUCGACUAUUCAACAUUUUGUACAAUGGAAGUUGAUAAUUCUGCAGAUAGGACUAAUUUAUCCACAUCUGCUUGCCUGAAGACUGUUCAUAUGAAUGGUAUUAAGCCUGAGUUCAACAGAAUGUCUAGUCAUAAACCAUAUAAACCAGAGCUAGCACUAUUAGAUAUUUAUUCUGGUUGUGGUGGGAUGUCAACUGGACUGUGCCUUGGUGCUAAACUCUCUGGUGUAGAUCUUGUGACGAGGUGGGCCCUUGACAUUAAUAAAUCAGCAUGCGAAAGCUUGAAGUUAAAUCAUCCGGAGACACAAAUCAGAAAUGAAUCUGCUGAGGAUUUCCUUGACCUAUUAAAGGAAUGGGACAAACUUUGCAAACGGUAUGUGGUCAAGGAUGUUCAAGAAUCACUAAAAGUGAAUUCUAGGGUCUUGAGAGCAGCUAAAGUAAAUUCAAAGACUGGCAAUAAGAGUCCAUCGGGUGAAUUUGAGGUUGCCAGCCUAAUAGAUAUUUGCUAUGGUGAUCCUACCAAUUCUGGCAAGCAUGGGCUAAAGUUUCAAGCACGUUGGGCGGGUCAUGGUCCAAGUGAGGAUACAUGGGAGCCAAUUGAAGGGUUGAGUAAAUGCCAGGAUCUGAUACAAGAUUUUGUACUGAAGGGGUUUAAAGCAAAGAUAUUACCGCGUCCGGGAGAUGCUGAUGUUAUUUGUGGGGGACCUCCAUGCCAAGGCAUUAGCGGCUAUAACCGCCAUAGAAAUGCAGAUUCCCCAUUUGAUGAUGAAAGAAAUCGUCAAAUCAUAGUCUUCAUGGAUAUAGUGAAUUUUUUAAAGCCCAAGUAUGUUUUGAUGGAAAAUGUGGUUGACAUUUUGCAAUUUGCCAAGGGUUCUGUGGGGAGAUAUGCCUUAAGUCGUUUGGUUCGUAUGAAUUACCAAGCAAGACUUGGAAUUAUGGCUGCUGGUUGUUAUGGUCUUCCACAAUACCGGUUACGCGUUUUCUUUUGGGGGGCUCAUCCAGAUGAGAGAUUACCUCAGUUUGCACUUCCUACACAUGAUGUGAUUUUAAAAUAUGGGGCUCCAACUGCAUUUGAGCGUAACAUUGUGGCUUAUGAUGAAGGUCAAUCUCCAGAUUUAGAAAAAGCUCUUGUUCUUGGUGAUGCUAUUGCUGAUCUUCCCCCAGUCUCAAAUAAUGAAACUCGUGAACAAAUGUCAUAUAGAAGGCCGCCUGAAACUGAGUUCCAAAAAUAUAUCAGAGCAACUAAAUGGGAGAUGAUGGGUUCUGCUUGCAAAGGUACAAGAAAAGCAGAAAAAUCUGUGUUAUAUGACCAUCUGCCUCUUCCAUUAAAUGAGGAUGAUUAUUUGCGAGUUUGUCGGAUCCCAAAAAAAAAGGGAGCUAAUUUUAGGGACCUCCCAGGUGUAGUUGUUGGAGCUAACAAUGUUGCUCGGAGAGAUCCAAAAACAGAGAUGGAAUUGCCAUCUGGAAAGCAAAUGGUACCUGAUUAUGCACUCAAUUUCAGUGAGGGAAAGUCUACCAAACCAUUUGCACGUCUAUGGUGGGACGAGACAGUGCCAACUGUUUUAACUAAACCUGACCCUCACUGCCAGGCCUAUUUACAUCCUGAGCAAGAUAGAGUUCUUACUGUUCGUGAAAGUGCAAGGUUGCAAGGGUUUCCUGAUUACUAUAAGUUCUGUGGGCAAGUUAAAGAAAGAUACUGUCAAAUUGGGAAUGCUGUGGCUGUUCCUGUGGCAAGAGCUUUAGGGUACGCGAUGGGUUUAGCGGUGCAGAAGCUAAGCAGAGCCGAACCUCUCCUAACUCUUCCCCCCAAGUUCUCCCAUUCUACUACUGCCCAGUUGUUGCAGGCUUCGGUUUCUGAUGCUUAGUGUCAAUUCCAUUCUCUUUCUGAGUACUACAUGUACUACGCUAGGAACCUGGUCCAUUGUGUGGGCAUGCUUUUCCAGCCCAACCUCCCAUAAUCUCUGAAGAAGUUGGCAUCAAACUGUAGAAGAAUAAGUGAACUUCCUUUGAAAUCUCCCUGUCAUAAUCCUUCACUUUGAAUGCUACCACAAUUUUUCAUCCUGGUAAACAGAUUUAUAGGGCUUACCGAUUUAAUGCAGAGUUUCAGUUUCUUAA